AUUGUCAAAUCUAUCAGCUGAACUGUCAACUAAACGUUUUACAAUAAUUUUGGCGACUACCGGCGAAGUUUUCGAUGGUCUCUAAGGAAAGGUGAAAAGAAGUGACUUUUUUGACUAUUGCCAAUUGAAGAGAAAAGCUGGAGCAGCAUGUCAAACGACAAGCGAACCAUAUAUGUUGGGGGCUUAGCGGACGAAGUUGAAGAAAAACUUCUCAAAGACGCUUUCAUUCCAUUUGGAGAUAUUGCCGACAUCCAAAUGCCCGUGGAUUAUGAAACCCAGAAACACCGAGGAUUUGCUUUUGUUGAAUACGAAGUGGCUGAGGAUGCAGCAGCUGCCAUCGAUAACAUGAACGAUUCAGAGCUAUGUGGAAGGACAAUCCGUGUGAAUUUAGCGAAGCCAGUAAGAGUAAAAGAAGGAAGCAUAAAACCCGUUUGGGCUGAUGACGAAUGGCUUCAAAAACAUGCAGGCGCUACACUUGAAGAAAAAGAAAAGGAAGAGAAUGAGAAAAAGGCCGAGGAAUCAGAAUCUACUCCAGUCGUUAUUUCCAAACCGGAAAAACGUAAUCCUCAAGUGUAUUUCGACAUUCGAAUAGGCGGUAACGAUGUUGGUCGGAUAGUUAUGCUACUUAGAGCUGAUGUAGUUCCCAAAACAGCAGAAAAUUUCCGAAGUCUGUGUACACACGAGCAGGGCUUUGGAUAUAAAGGAAGCACACUGCAUCGAGUGAUACCAGAGUUUAUGUGUCAAGGUGGAGAUUUCACAAAUCACAAUGGUACCGGGGGAAAAUCUAUUUAUGGUAAAAAGUUCGCAGAUGAAAAUUUCACCUUAAAGCACAACGGUUUCGGAACAUUGUCAAUGGCUAAUUCAGGUCCUAACACAAAUGGGUCGCAGUUUUUCAUAUGCACAACAAAAACUGAUUGGCUUGAUGGUAAGCAUGUGGUUUUCGGACAUGUCAUAAGCGGAGCCGACGUUGUUCGUAAGAUUGAACGUUGUGGGACGAAAAACGGAACACCUACACAAAAAGUUGUUAUAUAUUCUUGUGGAGAACUGAAAUAAAGACAAAACCUCAAAUUUUUAAAAAGUAUUGA
This is a messenger RNA of Hermetia illucens (black soldier fly), 1085 nucleotides long. RefSeq names its product peptidyl-prolyl cis-trans isomerase E (gene cyp33). NCBI's taxonomy places the organism in Eukaryota, Metazoa, Arthropoda, Insecta, Diptera, Stratiomyidae. Gene Ontology annotation, cellular component: intracellular membrane-bounded organelle. The transcript is spliced from 5 exons. The record is from RefSeq and is a predicted model, not a curated record. Gene Ontology annotation, molecular function: RNA binding; peptidyl-prolyl cis-trans isomerase activity. Gene Ontology annotation, biological process: protein peptidyl-prolyl isomerization; protein folding. Bases 148 to 1053 code for a protein of 301 amino acids.